AUGCAUUGCUUUCCUGAAGUUUUUGGCUACUCAGUCGAGGCAGGAGAAAAAAUUUUCCCUCCUCAUGAGUAUCCUAGCUGCGAAAGCUUAACUUUAAAUCCACCAAAAAUGGAGAUGAAUUUUACUGAGAACAAAUUAAUUAUGGAAUGCGGAGGGAAAGCAAAAGGCUAUUAUAUUCUUGAACCAAAAGAAUCAAAAAAUUCUUUAUAUUUAUUGCAAGAAAUGAGAAAAAUGUGGGAGGUUAAAGAAUAUGAUGGGCCAGUUAAUUUAAAACACAAUGAAGAAUAUGCUUUAGGAUCUUGCAAUGGAAGUAAGUGAAAUGGAGCUAUUUAUAUGCCGAGAUUUAAUGAGGAGGCUUAUAACAGGACUAAAGAAAAAAUAAAAGAAUUAUCUGAAAAAACUGGAGUGUUUCAUAGACCUCAAAUAGUGUUUAUGCUUACUGUAGACAGCUUUUCAAGAAGGCAUUUUUUCAGAAAAUUGCCAAAAACAGUUGAAUUUUUGAACUCGCUUGGAGAUUCAAAAUACUCAGUUUUUGAUUUUAAGAUUCACAAUAUUUAUGGAGAUACAUCUAUCAACAAUAUGGUUCCGGUGCUUGGCAGUAAGUUAUAUAUAGACAAAACGCUAAAAGUGCAUAGAAAACCUCCUAAAGUGGAUUACAUAGGCCCAAGUGCUUUGUGAAAUCAGUUUAGAGAGAUGGGAUAUAUUACGUAUCUGGGGUUUGAGGACUGCGAUUAUUAUUUUCCAAAGUCAUUAGGUAGAUACCCAGAAGUUGAUCACAUCGCAAGAUCAUUUUAUUGUGGAGGGUUUGAAUAUAUGGACCUUAAAAUGAAUAAAAAGCACACUACACAGCGAUGUAUGGGAGAUCACAUGUCUCAUUAUUAUAUUCUUAAUUAUACAUUUGCCUUCACAGAUAUGUAUAAAGAUAUUAAUCAAUGGAUAUAUAUUCACAUAAAUACAGCUCAUGAAGAAACAGGACUUCACGCCGCAACCCUUGACCCAGACUUAAGUUAUUUUUUAAAAGACUACUUAAAAAAAUAUGAAGAUACCCACGAUGUAGUAAUAUAUUUGCAUGCAGACCAUGGAAUGAGAUAUGGAAAAUGAUUCACAGAUAUAGAAGCUUAUCAAGAAGCCAAGCUUCCAGCAUUUUUUUUGAUAGCGUCAAAUUCUUUACUAGACAGAAUCCCGAACUCAUAUGACAGUUUAACUUAUAAUACAAUGAGAUUAACCACAAAAAUUGAUUUGAGAACUUCUAGCUUAUAUCUUUCUGGACUACCUUAUGACAUACAGUACCCUGUGUAUCAAGAAGACUACAACAAGCCUUAUUUGAUACUUUUUACAAAAAAAGUGCAUGGAGAGCGCACAUGUGCCAAACUUGGAAUUUCUCCAUUGUAUUGUUCAUGCCUAGUACUUAAAGAUAUUGAUCCUUCAUUUUAUGACCUAAACUCUGAUAAUGAGCUGAAUUUAUUGUUAAGAAAAAUAGUAAUUGAAACCAUUGCAGCCAUAAACGAUGAAGUUUUCACCCCUUCAAAUUUACUAGGAGACUCUAUAUGUAAAAAAUUGUCAUUAAAGUCCAUUCAAAAAGCUUUUGGGCUUCAAUUAACAUCUGUCCUAGAAGAAGUCCAAAUACAGUUUGAUGUAAACGAAAGUGAGACGGCACUUUUUGAAGUUUAUGCGCUUAUAGGAUCAAGCCCAAGAACUGAGAUAUUGAGAAAUGCUGGGGGGCAAGGGGCAACUAUACCUUUUGUGUAUUUAGGUUAUAGAGUUAGAAUAAAAACAAUAGGAAUUAAAAGGAAAGAUGCAUAUGCAGGACCAUGCGAAAAUUUGAGCAGAGCAAAUGGCAUUAACGCGGAAUAUUGCAUUUGCAAAGAAUUCGAAGAAAUUAAGCAGAAAUUUCCAAUAUUAUUUCAAUAA
This is a messenger RNA of Blepharisma stoltei, 1911 nucleotides long. The record is from the annotation of a GenBank genome assembly. NCBI's taxonomy places the organism in Eukaryota, Ciliophora, Heterotrichea, Heterotrichida, Blepharismidae.